Sardina pilchardus (European sardine) is the source of this 2460-nucleotide messenger RNA. RefSeq names its product tyrosyl-DNA phosphodiesterase 1 (gene tdp1). The record is from RefSeq and is a predicted model, not a curated record. Gene Ontology annotation, cellular component: nucleus. The transcript has 16 exons. Gene Ontology annotation, biological process: DNA repair. The coding region runs from base 214 to 2130 and encodes 638 amino acids. Gene Ontology annotation, molecular function: double-stranded DNA binding; 3'-tyrosyl-DNA phosphodiesterase activity; single-stranded DNA binding. Lineage: Eukaryota; Metazoa; Chordata; Actinopteri; Clupeiformes; Clupeidae.
CAUAACAAAGUAGCCUUUGAACACAUGCCACACACAUGAGCAUUGUGUUCGACUGAAACAAAUUGCAAGCUUACAUCUAAGAUGCAUUGUAUUAUUGCGGAUCUUUUUCUGGCUUGAAUAACGAUGCAUGCACAUAACUAUCGCUAUCUUUCAUGAGCAUUGAAGGUGCAUACUUCUACUAGCCAAUAGUAAAUCAGUAUUCCCGCCGCCAAAAUGUCUCAGAGUGCACAUGGAAAGUGGACUGUUUCCAGUAGUGAUGACGACGAUGACGUGCCUCCCCGCUCAAACAACAUCAAGACAGAGAGAGUAGAAACGCCUCAGCAAGACACAAGAAAGACUGAACCUGCAACAAGGAAGAUUGCUAGGUUCUUCCAGUCAAACACAGACAAGCCUGAUGUCAAAUCAGAACCGUCCUUACCGGUGAAGAAAGAGGAGAAGCCCUCAUCCCUGGCCAUGGGCUCGGAGGCCCGGCAGAUGGCUCAUGCCAACCAGCAGCAGCCGGUGAAGUAUGAGAACAACAACCCCUCGCCUGCCGCCAAGAGGAAGAGGGAGACGGAGGAGGCUGGCUGGGCCUUGUCAAGCAGCGACGAUGACGACGACGACAACGACAACAAGGACAACAAACACAAGGACCGGGUCAUCCCGUCUGGACAGAAGACACAGCCCAAAAAACAGCCUAGCCCCAAACGAGUGAAGAAGGAGGUCGACCGGCCUCCCAGCCCCCACGGCCGUACGUACUACAUCGACGAGCCCGUGGACUACUUCGAGACCAGCAUCGAUGAGGAGGCGGAGACCUACCGCUUCUACCUGAACAAAGUGGUGGGGCUGGACAAGAAGUACAACACGGGAGCCAUCCACAUCAAAGAAAUUCUCUCCCCCAUGUUUGGAACUCUGAAAGAAUCUGUGCAGUUCAACUACUGCUUUGAUAUCCCCUGGAUGGUGGAACAGUACCCUCCGGAAUUCAGGGAUAAGCCUGUCUUGAUUGUUCAUGGCGAGAAGCGAGAGUCCAAAGCCCGCUUAAUCCAGCAGGCCCAGCCAUAUGCCCACGUCCGCUUCUGCCAGGCGAAACUGGAUAUUGCCUUUGGCACACACCACACGAAGAUGAUGCUGCUCUGGUAUGUGGAAGGGUUUCGAGUCGUCAUCCUGACCUCCAACAUGAUCCGAGCCGACUGGUACCAGAAGACUCAGGGGAUGUGGAUGAGCCCUCUGUACCCCGUCUUGCCCGAGGGGAGCCCCGAGACUGCAGGGGAGUCUCCGACGUUCUUCAAGAGGGACCUGCUGGAGUACCUGCAGGCCUACAGGGCCCCGGAGCUCAGCGAGUGGAUGCAGCGCAUCAGAGAACACGACCUCUCAGACACCAGUGUAUACCUGAUUGGCUCGACCCCUGGGCGUUAUGUGGGAGCUGAUAUGGAGAAGUGGGGCCAUCUCCGCCUGAGGAAGCUGUUGCGUGAGCACACUAAGCCAGUGCCUAACGAGGAGGCCUGGCCCGUGAUUGGUCAGUUCUCCAGCAUCGGCUCCAUGGGAUUGGACAAGACCAAGUGGCUGGCCGCGGAGUUCCAACGCACGUUAACUACGCUCGGCAAAGGAGGGAAAUCAGUUGGUCCAGAACCACAAAUGCUACUGGUGUACCCCUCGGUGGACAACGUGAGGACGAGUCUGGAGGGAUACCCAGCCGGAGGCUCCCUGCCUUACAGCAUCCAAACAGCCCAACGGCAGCUUUGGCUUCACUCAUUCUUCCAUCACUGGAAGGCAGAGACAACAGGGCGAAGCCAUGCGAUGCCGCACAUCAAGACCUACAUGAGGGCAUCCCCAGACUUCACACAGCUCGCCUGGUUCCUCGUCACAAGUUCCAACCUGUCCAAAGCGGCCUGGGGCGGGAUGGAGAAGAACAACACGCAGGUGAUGGUGCGCUCCUACGAGCUGGGCGUGCUCUACCUGCCCUCCGCCUUCAACUUGAGUACGUUCCGCGUGCAGAAGAAUGUGUUCCCUGCUGGUGAGGGUUCCUCUGGGUUCCCCGUGCCUUUUGACCUGCCCCCUCAGCGUUACUCCAGCAAAGAUCAGCCUUGGAUCUGGAACAUUCCGUACACACAGGCUCCAGACACCCACGGCAAUGUAUGGGUUCCGUCCUGAAGAGUAUGGUACUGCCAUGGUAGCGCCACCUGUGGCUAGAAGACGACACUGCAGCGUCCAGAGGCACAAUGGGAUGUCUGUCUAAGACUCUGUUGUCAGUCAGUCCUGACCUGUCUAUCUGUGCAACAGGCUUUAAUCCUCACUAGUGACUCUGUUUGUAAAAGUACAACAAUCUGUCAGUCAAAUAAAGUGAAAAAAAACACUUUUUUUUUCAUUGUGUAGAGUUGGUGAUUAAUUUAGUUAUACCAUGAACAGAGGAAUCGUUAGGAACUAUCACAUGUCUGUCUCAAAAGUGUAUCCUUUUUCUAUGUUGCCACUAAUAAAUCUUUU